Messenger RNA from Lithohypha guttulata, 1869 nucleotides. RefSeq lists its product as uncharacterized. Bases 1 to 1869 code for a protein of 622 amino acids. Gene Ontology annotation, biological process: DNA-templated transcription; regulation of DNA-templated transcription. The transcript has 2 exons. The record is from RefSeq and is a predicted model, not a curated record. NCBI's taxonomy places the organism in Eukaryota, Fungi, Ascomycota, Eurotiomycetes, Chaetothyriales, Trichomeriaceae. Gene Ontology annotation, molecular function: zinc ion binding; DNA binding; DNA-binding transcription factor activity, RNA polymerase II-specific.
AUGGCAGGGCUCGUUCUAUCCGACGCAGCCACGCAAGAAGGUGCCAAGAAGCUGCGGAGGAUAACUCGCGCCUGUGACUACUGCCACCGACGAAGCAUUCGCUGCAGGUUUCCAGGGCAGGAGGACAACAAUAGAUGUCAGAACUGUGUGGAUUUUGACCAGCCAUGCCUCUUCGAGCGCGUCGUCAAGCGGAGAGGCGCGAAGCCACGGUCACAGACUCUUACAUCGGACAGAGGAUCGCCUGAAUCGAUCAAGCAAGAAUAUGUGUAUGGUGAUAUCUGUCGGACACCAUCAAUCGUCAAUCCUGUACCAUGGCAAGAAUGGAAAGCUCCUCGAAUCGUCUCCCAGGCUACCGUCAUGGACCUGAUGAAGAUAUACCUCGAGAUUGUAUAUCCGGUAUUCCCUAUAUUCCACAGAGCAACCCUCAUCCGAAGGGUAGCCAAAGCAGAAUACUUGACCAACAAAUACAGUUUUGCGGCAGUCAUGUCAAUUUGCGCCAUUGUCACCGCACGUCUUGCGGACCGGGCAGCUUACAACCCUUGUUGGGAUGUGCAGGAACUCACCAAAGUCAAAUCGGAGGUCUUCUAUGCCGCAGCUGUGAAAGAAUGUGGAAACGCAGGGGCGCUUGAUCGAACACACUUCGAUUUGCUUCGAACUUGUGCUUGUCUUGCCCUGACUGCGAUACAGUACAGUAAGUUCAGAGAAUUCGAAACUCACAUGGGCAAAUAUCAUUGUCUCGUCGCUAUGGACGGGUUACACGAUGAGGCGAAUUGGCCAAAGAACAUCGGUAUUGUAGAGACCGAGGAGCGAAGACGCCUCUUCUGGACGGUUUAUUGUCUGGACAUAUAUUCAUCGGUUUCGAGAAAUGGUGUUAUACGCUCGAGAGAACAACAAUCGAAUGUUGCGUACACUACCGAGCUUGACGACGAUUACUUUGACGAUACUGGGUAUCGAACCGAUGCGCCUUCUUCAGGACUUUCGUCGAAUAAUGCGACGUCGAGUCACAGUCAUUCUCUCGUUGCAGCAGAUGCAGGCUCGUCUUCGUGGCUUUGUGGCUGGAAUUUCAUCAACGAUCUGUAUCGGGUUAUGGAGCACGUCAUCACGAACUUCCGGGACAAGGGACGCCAGAAACGCAGCUUCGUGAGUGAUGUCUUUGGUGAGGCAUCAGCUGUGCCUGCUAGUAAUGUCCGAGACUCGAUCAUGAACAUGUACAAUAACCUGCCGCAAUGUUUCAAGGAGACACAGCCAAUGACUCUCGACCAAACUCGAGAUCGUUAUGGUUAUCAAGCUGCCAGCAUCACUGCGACAGUGCAGCUGCUACGGAUGAUUCUGUUCAGUAGUGCAGGAGCCACGAUCGAGGACCGCUGUAAUGUUGCGUCAGAAGUUGUUGAUGCCUUUAUGCGCAUACCGGUACAGUACUUGCAGGCAAUGUCUUCGCCGCUCGUUCAUCACCUGGCCGCAAUAGGUUCAAUCUUGGGGUCCGUCUGUUACGAACCACUGUCGGAAUCCAGUCAUCUACAGGUUCGAAUAGUCCUGCUCGCGUUAGCACAGCUAUUAGAAAACCUUGAUCAUGGCAUACAUUCCACAGCAUGUGCGGAAAAGCUCCGCAAACUCGUUAUUCGCGUUGACGAGCGGAUGGAAAACCAACGUCAUGGCAUCAACGGCCCGAUCGCACAAUUUCACGAGAACUCGGGCUCAGCAGGUUCACCCCAUCCGUUUAGUCGAAGCAGUUCGGGCGAUAAGAGUGAUGGUUCCAAUUCGAUGUCGACAGGCAGUGCUCCAAGCAUCGAUGGGGUGUUUCCUCCCUCCAACGAGAUUUUUGAUGACUGGCCUUGGAACCACGACUAUAUGCAUUUGCCAGAAAGUUGA